AUGCCUUUUAUGGAUCAGAUGCUUCACCGGCUAUCAGAAAGAGGGAGGUACAACUUUUUGGAUGGAUAUGGUCGAAGACUCUAUGGAGGUGUUCAUGGAAAACUUCUCAGUUGUAGGGGAUAUGUUAGAAGAGUGCUUGACUCACUUAGGACAAGUACUCCGAAGAUGCGUGGAAACGAAUCUGGUUCUGAUUUGGGAGAAAUGUCACUUUAUGAUUUUGCAAAUUACAUUGUGUGUGAGCUGAUGCCGGAUGAGUUGACCUUUUACCAACAGAAAAAAUUCCUGUUCGAUGUUAAAAAGUACUUUUGGGACGAACCAUACUUGUUCCAUGAGCGUGCUGACCAUAUCAUCAGAAGGUGUAUUCCGGAAGAAGAAGUGGUAGAAAUUCUCCAUGCUUGCCAUACAUCUCCAGCGGAGGUCACCAUGGUGGUAUUCGCACCGCCGCUAAAGUACUCCAGAGUGGAUACUACUGGCUGUCACUCUACAAGGAUGCACAUGAGUUUGCAAAGAAAUGCUCUAAAUGUGGAAGCCAUCACACUUCCUAACAACGAAGGAAAAAGCGUUGUCCAAUUCCUGAAACGCUACAUCUUCGCAAGAUUUGGCACUCCGAGAGCAAUCAUUAGCGAUGGGGGAUCCCAAUUUUGCAAUAUGUGGUUCUCAAUGGCACUGAGUAAAUAUAGGGUGAAACACAAAAUAACAACCCCAUAUCAUCUCCAAACAAGUGGCCAAGUCGAAGUGUCGAAUCGGGAUAUCAAAAGCAUAUUGGCAAAGACAGUAAUUAUCAAUAGAAUUGACUGGUCUAGGAAACUCGAUGAUGCACUAUGCCCAUAUCGGACUGCUUACAAAACACCUAUCGGGAUGUCUCCAUAUCAGUUGGUUUAUGGUAAGGCCUGUCAUUUUCCCGUCGAGUUAGAACACAAAGCAUUGUGGGCAUUGAAAGCUUUAAAUUUGGACUAG
Messenger RNA from Solanum stenotomum, 957 nucleotides. RefSeq lists its product as uncharacterized. Gene Ontology annotation, molecular function: nucleic acid binding. The coding region runs from base 1 to 957 and encodes 318 amino acids. Gene Ontology annotation, biological process: DNA integration. The transcript is spliced from 4 exons. NCBI's taxonomy places the organism in Eukaryota, Viridiplantae, Streptophyta, Magnoliopsida, Solanales, Solanaceae. The record is from RefSeq and is a predicted model, not a curated record.